AUGGCUAGACAGAAGAAGAAAAAGAAGAGCCCCCCGGCUCUACCACCUGCACAACCUGAGCUUGUGGAGAAAUCGCCUGCCGAACUUCAAGCAGAGCUUGUGGAAAAAUACAGCGAGUUUUUAGACGAAUCGCUCAUCAUUCUGAUUUUCAACGAGCAGGGCUUCGAAAAGGCAGACAAGGCUCUUGCUUCCCUUGCAGAAAAUGUCUUUGCCGAGGAAGCCACCGGCUUCGACUCGAGCGGCCUUCAGGGCAUAGCCGCCAUCGACGAGACCCAUGACACCUCCGGAGCUUCGUCUUACCACACGACGGCUGAGGACCCGAGCCCGCCGAGCCAAGUGACGUCCGUAUUUGGCAACGGGUCUGGUUCCAUGUCCGACUCACAAUCCACUCCGCUGUCGCCUGACAGCGGUGCGCUCGACGACUGGCGUGCCGUUGCCAACGACUUGCCCGCCGAUGGAACGAGCACGCUCACUGUCCUUCGAGAUGCGUUCCCGACGGUAAAGGAAUCGGAUAUCAGGAAAGCCCUCAAGGAAAGCGGCGAUGACGUGGACAGAGCGUCCGAUGUCCUGCUCAACUUGGAGCAUCUCAUUGAGACAGGCCAGCGUCCCAAGGGGAUCGAUGCCUUCGCCGUCGACGACGUUGCCGCCGAGUGGAACCAGAACAAGAAGAGCAAGAAGCGGGACGCGAACUUCGCGUGGCCAAAGAACAGUCACGAGAAACGGCUACACGUUAACUACAAGCUCACGCCGGCGGGCUUCGACGGCGUGUAUGAAAUCGACGACGGGAAAACGGCCGCUCCGAAGCGCGGCUCAUCCAAGCCGUUCUGGGACACCACGGCACGCGAACGACGCCAAGGAGAUGACGAGCGCGCACUCUAUGACAAAAUAGUUGACGAACAAAGCAAGGGCGAUAAUAUCGUCGAUCUCCACAAUGUUCCUGUGAAGCAUGGCAUUCACAUCGCCCUGGAACGCACCCGCUAUUGGUGGGCGCAUUUGGGCGAAGACCGCAUCCGCAAGGCGCAAGACCACCCGUUUCGCAUCGUCACGGGCAUCGGGCUGCACAGCCCCGAAGGUUAUUCUCGGAUGUACAGCGACGUCGAGAGAGCUCUCAAGAACGAGGGCUGGAAGUUCAAUGACGGCUAUGGCUACUACGAUAUCAGAGGCAAAACGGCCAAAGAAAGGGCGUCGUAG
Molecule: messenger RNA, 1191 nt
Organism: Sporothrix brasiliensis 5110
Lineage: Eukaryota; Fungi; Ascomycota; Sordariomycetes; Ophiostomatales; Ophiostomataceae
Product: smr domain containing protein
Exons: 2
Coding region: 1-1191 (396 amino acids)
Molecular function (GO): ubiquitin binding
Source: RefSeq, a predicted model, not a curated record